CCCGCCCGCCCGGCAGUGACGCGGUGCCUUCGCAGGGAGGAGCCUCCGCCCUCCCUCCCGCCAUCGCCAAACUUUCCCGGGGACCCGGCCGGCGCCGCCGCCUCCCCGGCACAUGGCACCGCCACCUCGGCACUGAGCACCGCCAGCACCCCCGGCCGGGCCACGCCACCGCAGGGAACGGGGACACCGCCGCUGUCACCGCCGCUGUCACCGCCACCCAUCGCGGGGCUCUGGGGAGGACGGGGCAGAGCGGCGAGCGGCGGCCGGAGGCAGCGGAGCCGGUGGCCAUGUGCCCGCGGUCGCGGCGGGGCGAUGAAGCUGCGAUGAGCACGGCGGGCGGGGGCGGCCUGCGGCCCUGGAAGCCCGACCCGGGGCAGGCGGGCGGGGGGCGGCCCGGGCCGGGGCCGGGGCUGCCGCUGACCCUCAGCGUGCUGGCCUGGCUGGGCACCGGCACCACCAUGGCCGGCCUCAACAAGUGGAUCUUCGCGGCGCACGGGUUCCGCUACCCGCUGCUGCUCUCGGCGCUGCACAUGCUGUCCGGCGUGGCCGUGGGCUACCCGCUGGGCUGGGCACGGCCCCCGGGCCCCCGGCCCCGCGCCAGGAUCUACCUGCUCAGCCUCACCUUCUGCACCAGCGUGGCCCUGGGCAACCUGGGCCUGAGCUACGUGCAGCUGGACGUGGCCCAGGCCGUGGCCACCACCACGCCGCUGGUGACGCUGGUGCUGGGGGUGCUGUGGGGCCGGCGGCCGCACCCGCUGCAGUUCUGGGCCAUGGGGCCGGUGUGUGCCGGGGCCGCCUGCAGCAUCGCCGGCGGGCUCUGCUUCUCCCAGCCCGGCUGCGGCUUCCUCCUGGCCGCCACCGUGCUCCGCGCCCUCAAGUCCAUCCAGCAGAGUGUGCUGCUACAGGAGGAUGGUCUGGACGCGCUGUCCCUGCUCGGCCUGACGUCCCUGCCCAGCUUCGUGCUGCUGUUUGGGGCAGCCGUGGCGCUGGAGUUGGGCCCCUCGUGGCAGGGCGUCCUUCGCCCCGACGCCGCGCUCUGGGGCUGCGUCCUGCUCAGCUGCCUGGGCUCCGUGCUCUACAACCUGGCCACCUCCUGCCUCCUAUCCCUCACCUCGGCCCUCACGUUGCACCUCCUGGGCAGCCUCACCGUGGUGGGCAACCUGCUGCUGUCACGACUGCUGUUUGGCACACGGCUGGGCGCGCUGGGCUACGCUGGCGUGGCGCUGACGCUGGCGGGGAUGGUGCUGUACCACCAGCCCCGGCUCCUGGCCGCCUGCUGGGGCCUGCGUGGGCUGCGGCGGCACCCACGCCACGAGUAGGGACCCGUGGAGGGGGUUGGGGCCAGGAGGGCUCUGGGGCAGUGCUGUGCCAGUGUGUGUGAGUCUGCACAUGCUGUGCCUGUGACUCUGUGUAUGUGUGUCAGUGUGCACGGCUCUGUGUGCACACAGGAGCACACACGUGUCAGUGUGCAUGGAUCUGUGUGCAUACACAGGAGCACACACAUGUCAGUGUGCAUGGCUCUGUGUGCACACAGGAGCACACACAUGUCAGUGUGCAUGGCUCUGUGUGCCCACACAGGAGCACACACGUGUCAGUGUGCAUGGCUCUGUGUGCCCACACAGGAGCACACACGUGUCAGUGUGCAUGGCUCUGUGUGCACACACAGGAGCACACAUGUGUCAGUGUGCACGGCUCUGUGUGCACACAGGAGCACACAAGUGUCUGUGCACGGCUCUGUGUGCACACAGGAGCACACACGUGUCAGUGUGC
Catharus ustulatus (Swainson's thrush) is the source of this 1770-nucleotide messenger RNA. It is a transcript of the gene SLC35E4, whose product is annotated as solute carrier family 35 member E4. Gene Ontology annotation, molecular function: antiporter activity. The transcript has 2 exons. Lineage: Eukaryota; Metazoa; Chordata; Aves; Passeriformes; Turdidae. The record is from RefSeq and is a predicted model, not a curated record. The coding region runs from base 288 to 1319 and encodes 343 amino acids. Gene Ontology annotation, cellular component: Golgi apparatus.